AUGAAGACCAUCUUCACGAACGGCCGCAUAUUCUCUCCCUCAUCAAACGACCUAAACGCAGACAAUGCAUUUGCGGAAUCAAUGGUCAUCGAAGAUGACCACAUUAUUUAUGUGGGUGUACAGGACGAGGCUCCCUUUGAAGACAAUACAAUCGACCUAAAUAGCCGAAUUGUUGUGCCCGGCUUCAUCGACGGCCAUGUGCACAUCCUCAACUUUGGUCUGUCCUUGGGCAAGCUCGACUUGAUGGAAUGUACAUGUCUAGAGGACAUCCGGAAGGCCAUCAGAUCAUUUGCAGCAAGCCAUCCUACCGCUCCUCGUCUUCUCUGCCGAGGAUGGAUUCAAUCGACAACCAGUGGGAUCGCUCUGGCAAGUAUGUUGGACGAUUUGGAUCCACGCCCGAUCCAUAUCGAAUCCCUGGAUCUACACUCAGUGUGGUGCAACCCGGCUGCCUUGGAAGAAAUGGGUAUCUACACGACCCCGGAUCCACCUGGCGGAACGAUUCACCGUGACGAGACCGGAAGACCAUCAGGUCUCCUGAGCGAAAGUGCCGUGGUUGAUCUCGUCUGGCCAUUUCUCGCAAAAAUCACAACUCAAGAAGCAAAACUAAACGCCCUUGACCAAGCUUUCACGGCAUACACGCAGGCCGGGUACACUGGCCUCGUCGACAUGGCCAUGGACGAGCCCACCUGGGACGUUCUCCAGCUCUACCGACAACGUCACAAUUCCCCCCUGCACAUCGCAGCAUACUGGCUCGUCCCCUUUUCCAAGAACCAAGAAACCAACUUUCGCCACGUCGACCGCGCAAUCCAGCUACACGCUGAGUUCAGCCCCAGUAACUCAGCCCAUUUCUGCAUCAUGGGCAUAAAGCUCAUCUGCGACGGCGUCGUAGACGGCUGCACAGCAGCCCUGAGCCAACCCUACGGCAACCUUACCGACCCCGUCGAACCCAUCUGGCCCGCAGACAUGCUCAAAGCCGUCGUGCAGCGCGCCGACCAAGCCGGCCUGCAAUGCGCUAUCCACGCUAUCGGCGACAAAGCCGUAAAGCAGGCCAUCGAUGUCCUAGCAGAAGUGGGCACGCCUGGCCGGCGCCACCGCAUCGAGCAUCUUGAGCUCACUGCCCCCGAGGACGCAAAGCGGCUGGGAAAGUUGGGCAUAACUGCGUCAGUGCAGCCGGUGCACUCGGAUCCGGUUUUAUUCCGGGCAUGGCCGGCACUGAUCGGCGACCGGUGCCAGAGGGCGUUGGCGUAUAGGGAGUUUGUGGAUGGAGGGGCGAGGCUUGCGAUUGGGACGGAUGCGCCUACUGCGGCGCAUUUGCCGUUGCCGAAUCUGUAUAAUGCGACUACGAGGCGGUCGGCGCUGGAACCCGGGGAGUCCCAGGCUACGAAUGCGCAUUUUGGCUUGGGGCUGGCGGAGGCUGUCGCGGCUGCGACGGAGGGGCGGCGACGUAGAGCGGACUUUGUGGUGUUGGAUAUGCGGUGGGAAGCGGAAGAGCUGUUGGAGGGCAAGGUGUGCGAAACCUGGUUCGGAGGGAAGAGGGUAUACAGCGUAGAUAGAUAG
Molecule: messenger RNA, 1557 nt
Organism: Aspergillus novofumigatus IBT 16806
Lineage: Eukaryota; Fungi; Ascomycota; Eurotiomycetes; Eurotiales; Aspergillaceae
Product: amidohydrolase
Exons: 2
Coding region: 1-1557 (518 amino acids)
Molecular function (GO): hydrolase activity, acting on carbon-nitrogen (but not peptide) bonds
Source: RefSeq, a predicted model, not a curated record